Molecule: messenger RNA, 1335 nt
Organism: Tarenaya hassleriana
Lineage: Eukaryota; Viridiplantae; Streptophyta; Magnoliopsida; Brassicales; Cleomaceae
Product: prostaglandin E synthase 2
Exons: 6
Coding region: 120-1085 (321 amino acids)
Cellular component (GO): mitochondrion
Molecular function (GO): prostaglandin-E synthase activity
Source: RefSeq, a predicted model, not a curated record
UAAAAACUUCUAACGAGUAAGCAAACACAGCAAUUACAAAAACGCAGCUUCACAGGAGAGACUCAAAAACACGAUCGCGAUCCAAUUCCAGAUCUCUCUGACGUCUCUUCACGCGCGCCAUGAGGAGAGCUACCGGACUUUUCGCACGCGCCGCCGUUACAACUCCUCCGCCGCGGCUCGCAAGCGCGGCGAUGAUGAUGACCACGUGCUCCUCCUCGUCCUCCAACCCCGGGACUCGCUCCCGCCUACUGGAUGAUCUGUUGGCCCUCUCAACGCCGUCUUUCGCCGGAGGAGUCGCCGGAAUCGUGGUUUUCUCUGCCGCGGCAGCGUCGUCUCUGGCUCACGAAGUUCACGCCAAGGAGGUGCCUGGGGCAACGCGGAGAUUUAGCCCCAAGGAAGUGGUUUUGUACCAGUACGAGGCUUGUCCUUUCUGCAACAAGGUGAAAGCUUUCUUGGAUUACAACAAGAUUCCUUACAAGGUUGUUGAAGUGAAUCCCAUCAGUAAAAAGGAGAUAAAAUGGUCUGAUUAUAAGAAGGUGCCAAUUCUUACUGUUGACGGUGAACCAUUGGUUGAUUCUUCAGAGAUAAUCGAUAACUUAUCCCAAAGGAUGCAUUCAGAAUUUCCGAAGUCUGAAGAUGAUGAAGAGACUAAAUGGCGCAAGUGGGUGGACAAUCACCUUGUACAUCUUUUGUCGCCCAACAUAUACAGGAAUACUUCAGAGGCUCUCGAAUCCUUUGAUUACAUCACCACCCAUGGCAAUUUCAGCUUCACGGAAAGAUUAGUGGCAAAGUAUGCCGGCGCAACGGCUAUGUACUUUGUGUCAAAGAAACUUAAGAAGAAAUAUAACAUCACUGAUGAACGUGCAGCUCUGUAUGAAGCUGCGGAAACGUGGGUUGAUGCUUUGGAAGGCCGUCCAUACCUCGGUGGUUCAAAACCAAACUUGGCUGAUCUAGCUGUUUUCGGCGUCCUGAGGCCAAUAAGGUAUCUUAAAUCUGGAAAGGAUAUGGUGGAGAAUACGCGCAUUGGUGAAUGGUACACUCGGAUGGAAAACACGGUGGGAGAGCCUUCUCGGAUCAAAGAGUAGAGGAUGUGUGCUUCCGAUUGAACGGUGAAAAUGAACUCUUUACUGAUUUCAUUGCCUACUAUACAAACUUAGGACUAGAGGAGUAGUAAAAGGGAAUAAACAUCUCUUCUUGUGAUGAAGAAACUGAGAGAUUUUGGUCUUUGUUCUUUUUGCGGUCACUGUUGCAAUUGCAAAAUCGUUGCUUCUUUGUUUCUGUGAUUUCCUUUGGCUUUGAACGUAUUCGCAGAUUGUCUGUUUCCUUCCGAUUGAA